UACUUACAAUAUACUUAUACACUUUUUACUUGUAAUAAACAGAAAAAUCAAUGUCGGAUGAAAGAAUAGACUACGUUGUCGUAAUCAGUAAAGACUUAAAACAAUCCAGAAAGUUCCAAUACAUCAUCAAGUUUAUCAAAAACCUAGAAGAACUUGGACUGAAGCUCGAAGUCAAACACCAAAAGAACAAGAAUAAUGUCUACAUCAUGAUCCACCUUCCCGAAAACGUGAUAGAAUAUUUUGCGUAUAAGUACGACAUAGACAUACACAACCCAGGUCACACUGUCGUCCCAAUAUCAACAAUAAACCUAUUUACUGGUCAACCCUUCCAAACGCCGUUAAGCGUCGACAAAGACUUUUUCCAAAGAGAGGGGAAAGCCACCACCAAAGAACGGAUUCAGAUCGUCAACAAAAUCCUACAAGAAGUGAAAUUUGGUACCUUCGAAAACGAAUUCAGUGUCGGGAAACUGAUCAGGUACGGAAUUGCCAAAACCGCGUACCCUUUGCACGACGGCGACUACGCACAAAAAGACACCCAUGGUUUGGAAAUACCAGAAAACGACAGACAGUUGCUGCUGAACUACUGGGGCAGCCUGUUUCUUUGGUACAAAAACCAGCCCCUAAAUUUGGUGGAAAAGUACUUCGGGAGUGAAGUUGCGUUCUACUUCGCUUGGUUGGGGUUCUACAACACGAUGUUGCUUCCGGCAGCGAUUUUUGGCCUUCUUGGUUCGGUUAUCAGUAUCAUUUAUCUGCUAGUUGUCGACCAGGAAAGAGUUAAAGACAUCUGUGAGAGUAAUUUGGUAAUGUGUCCUUUGUGUCACUCUGGAAAGAACUGCGUCUAUAAACCACUGAACCUCUCGUGCCACUAUGCUAAGAUAUCAAUCAUUUUUGAUAACCACGCUACUGUGGUAUUCGCGGUGUUCAUGUCAUUUUGGGCUACAUAUUUUAUCAACCAGUGGACCCGAAUGGAGAACACCUUGAAGAUUCGUUGGAACGUAGAUUUCGAAAAAAUGGAUACGAAAGCUCGACUGGGUUAUCGCGAGUCUUGCUCCCAAAGACGAUGGUCUUCUUUCACCGGUUCUCUAGAACCUUACGAACCCACAAGAACGCGAAUCGUGCAUAUCACACUAUCCUACGCUACGUCUCUUUUCCUAAUAGCUAUCGUUCUUGCAAUUGUCUUCGGAGUGAUAAUGUACCGAGUCGCGAUGACCACCAUCAUCAGAUUAACCGGCUCCGAGCGGUUAGAAAUCCACGGACCUUUCAUGCUACAAGCGUCUAGCGCAUGUCUUCAGGUGGUCUCAAUCCAGUUGUUUGGGUUAUUCUACGUCAGACUAUCAAAAUGGCUAACAAAUUUAGAAAAUCCGAGGACACAAACAGAGUACGAUUCGCUCAUUGCGCAGAAGCGAUACUUACUAUGCUUCUGGAACAACUACGCGUCGCUGUUUUAUAUCGCUUUCGUCAAAGGACGUUUCUACUCCCCGAACGAACCACCCUCAACUAGUUAUUCCGAAACUGACUUGUGCGGGCCUACAGGCUGCAUGAUGAACCUAUGUCUUCAACUCAGUAUUCUGAUGUUGUUUAAGUCGCUUUUUGGAAACAUCUUCACGCUGAUAAUACCACUGAUUAAAGAAAAACUUUGGAAGAGCAAAACUAGCCAGCAAGACGUGCCACAGUGGGAAAAAGAGUUUGAAUUAAUACAACCCCGUCGCCAUUUCCUCGUUUCUGAGUACACGGAAAUGAUGGUUCAAUACGGUUUUGUUACUUUUUUCGUGGGGGCUUUCCCCCUGGCACCGUUGUGUGCUUUAAUCAACAACUGUCUGGAGUUGCGUGUGGACGCCUACAAGCUAUUGACGCGGUACAGGCGUCCGGUGCCCAGACAACAAUCCGGGAUUGGGGUUUGGACAAGCAUUCUGAAAGUGAUUACUCACUUGAGCGUGGCUACCAAUGCGUUUGUUUUGGCGUUUACGAGUGAUUUUGUAGUUCGCGAGAUCUAUAAAUACUCACAUAAUGGGUCACUUGCUGGGUACAUCCGGUCGACGUUAUCGCGUGAGUGUUACUUUUUAUUUACAAUAUUAAAUGAAGUAAUAGUGUACGACAUGAGAGACUACGAAGAACCUCUUAGUGGCGAGCCGGCUGUUAACCCAAUCAACAAUUCGACGCUGUGUUUCUAUACAGCAGCUCGGCAUCCUCCGGACCACCCCAAGAAGUACAAAUUAACCCCUAUGUAUUGGUACAUCACCGGUAUGAGACUCGUAUGCGUGAUAGUAUUCGAGCACAUUAUUUUAUUGACCAAUGGCGUGCUUUCCUACGUCAUACCCGACGUACCAUGGGAAGUAAAAGAAAGUCUGCACUACAAAAAAAAUAAAGAACUGGAACUGAAACUCAAGGCGCACGCCGAGAACAGGGCGAGACGCAGAAGAACAACGAAGGUGACCCGCAGCCAAAAUAUAUAAACUUUUCAUAGAAAAUAUUUUAUUUGUAUAAAUUUUUUAUA
This is a messenger RNA of Zophobas morio, 2494 nucleotides long. RefSeq names its product anoctamin-3-like. Bases 51 to 2453 code for a protein of 800 amino acids. Gene Ontology annotation, molecular function: chloride channel activity; protein dimerization activity. The transcript is spliced from 12 exons. The record is from RefSeq and is a predicted model, not a curated record. Gene Ontology annotation, biological process: chloride transmembrane transport. NCBI's taxonomy places the organism in Eukaryota, Metazoa, Arthropoda, Insecta, Coleoptera, Tenebrionidae. Gene Ontology annotation, cellular component: plasma membrane.